Messenger RNA from Haplochromis burtoni (Burton's mouthbrooder), 1044 nucleotides. It is a transcript of the gene abhd17c, whose product is annotated as abhydrolase domain containing 17C, depalmitoylase. The transcript has a single exon. Gene Ontology annotation, cellular component: plasma membrane; endosome membrane. The coding region runs from base 380 to 868 and encodes 162 amino acids. Lineage: Eukaryota; Metazoa; Chordata; Actinopteri; Cichliformes; Cichlidae. Gene Ontology annotation, biological process: protein depalmitoylation. The record is from RefSeq and is a predicted model, not a curated record. Gene Ontology annotation, molecular function: palmitoyl-(protein) hydrolase activity.
ACGGCAGGAUAUCCGGUUGUACCGGAAAACCGGCUUGUCACCAUUCAAGAGAGAUGGCUGCUUUCUUUAUUACAAUAUAUUAGCAACAAAGCUACAGCAAGUGAUGUUUUCAAAGGGUAGAACUGUGCUUUUGAGACCAGUAGUGGCACAGUUUAGUGGUGUAAAGUAAUAUAAACGUAAAUGUUGCGUCGCAAUUUCUGCGAGUUUUGCUGUGAGCCACCUGUAUGCCGGCUAGCGAGUAGCUGCAAAGCCGAGACGUCGCUCAGCUUGUCUUCCGGCCCUGCUGCGGUCUGUUAAUGGUACACCGGAUCUCGAAACAGAUCCGAACCGCGUGUUUUGUUUUAGCCGAAGUUAGUAAAUCAGGUAACCCCGGGCCUAAAUGCCAGAACAAGGCCCCAGGAUGAAUGGGUUUUCUAUCGGCGAGCUGUGCUGGCUGUUCUGCUGUCCACCCUGUCCGAGUCGCAUCGCGGCCAAACUAGCUUUCCUUCCACCGGAGCCCACGUAUUCCAUGCACACCGACGCUAACGGGGUGACUAGCUUACAUUUAACCGAACGGGCAGACUGGCAAUACUCCCAGCGAGAGCUCGAUGCAGUGGAAGUGUUCACCACUAGAAGCAGCCGGGGUAACCGGGUAGCAUGCAUGUUUGUGCGUUGCGCUCCGAACAGUCGCUACACGCUGCUGUUUUCCCACGGUAACGCUGUGGACCUGGGGCAGAUGUGCAGUUUUUACAUCGGCCUGGGCUCCAGGAUAAACUGCAACGUGUUCUCCUACGACUAUUCAGGCUACGGAGUCAGCACCGGCAAGCCUUCAGAGAAGAACCUGUAUGCGGACAUCGAGGCGGCCUGGCAGAUGCUGAGGAACAAGUGAGUAUAACACAUAAGUGUUGUGGAUCAGUCAAUGCCUACAAGUGUGUGCUGAGAUGACGCCCACUACACAAAUGCUUUGGGCUCAAAUUGUGGUCAUAAAUAUUUUGUACUUGUAAAUCAGACUGCAUAGCUGUGAACUGAGUUUUGUAACCUCGUAAACCAAAAUAUCUGAAAAUU